AACGGCCACGAGUGGCCAUGCUCCUGAACUGGAAGGUAUAGGAAGCUCCAUAAAAAUGGAGGAACAGGAAAAUGUCCACGUAUUUCAAAUUUCCAACUGCCUAAAGAAUGUAGUCAAUCUGCUAAACAGAUACUAUGGACAUCGUGCUUUACAUAAGAAUGAUAUUCUCGGUGAUGUUUCAUUCCAAACAAAUAAGUGCUCCAAGGAUAGUCAAAAUUCGCUCACGUCUAAAGUUGCAACAAUUUCUUCCAGAGAGAAAAACCUAGCAAAAUCAAUGAAUACAGCUAUACCAGACAUGAACGAAGAGCCUUGUGACCUUCUUGCUGAGGAGGGUCCUGUGGUUGAUAGGGAGGCUAGCACAUCACGAACCCACAGCCUUGAAUUGGAUCACUUUCUUUCUCAUGCAGAUGAACAUGUAAGGUCAAAUUCUGGCAAUAGCUCUUUUGGAUCAGAUCCUAGCAGCAGAUGGGUCAAACGACUCAAGUUGGGCACAUUGGGCUCUGCUCAUGGGACUGAGGGUACAAGAAUAGGAGAACCUUUCUCGCAUGAAAAAGCUAAUAGUAUAUUUGGCAAAAUUAUGAAAGAUAGCAAACUCCGUUUGGAACCGAAAAUGAUAUAUCAAGCUGAAGGACAAAUGGUGCCGCAUAUACCUGUAACAGUAUCAACAAAUGGCAAGUCCACUUUAACUGAAGCGAAGAAAACUGUAGAAAUUACCCUUUCACAUCCCUGGAUUCAGAGAUGGAGUCAUAAUCGUGCUGCUUCUUCCCAAAAGAGGCAUGAAUUAGGGGAGCUUCAUGAACAAAAGUCUUCAAAUGGCGUGCUAGAAGAGUCUCAAAAGAAACAGUUUCCGAGCAUUGCUGCCAUGGCUCUGAUGGGAAAGGCAAUGAAUAGUUUGAAUCCAUCCGAGCUUAUGAAAAAGGGACCAGUGAUAGUUUGGAAUAUGAAGGGGUUUUGAAAUCGUUGGCCAUUGUUGAUAUAAAUUUUCUAUGGAGUUUAUGGUGGGUGGGCGAUUCUCAGGAUUAGUCCAAGAAUACAUAUAAGAUUUGACAUUAUGGCUGCUUACUGCUGUACUCGAAGUCUUGGACAAGUUAGAAAUGCUAGGGGCCGUGUGUAGCCACAAUAAUGUUGAAUAGUUGCUCAUCUUACUUCCAUAUUCACCUCAGAUUUGGCUUAGUCAAAACACAAUAUAAGCGCUGCAUGCAUCUGAAGUAGUUAUGUAUCAGAGCGUGCAUUUUUGUGUAUGUAUAAAAUUAUUAUGCAAUAACUCAGGAUGGGAGAAAUGUCUCAAUAGGGAUUGAAUCCUUUCUUACCA
Vigna umbellata (rice bean) is the source of this 1312-nucleotide messenger RNA. RefSeq names its product protein PHOTOPERIODIC CONTROL OF HYPOCOTYL 1-like. Gene Ontology annotation, biological process: regulation of photomorphogenesis. The record is from RefSeq and is a predicted model, not a curated record. Lineage: Eukaryota; Viridiplantae; Streptophyta; Magnoliopsida; Fabales; Fabaceae.